UAAAGAGGUAGUUCGUUUUGUUGAGAAUAAAAAAUGGCGCUACAGUUUGUGAAACAGCACCACUUACGAGGUUUACAGAACGGGACAACAACCUUAACUUUCCUUUCAUUGUUACGAAAUCUGAAGCUCCCAGGAACAGUGAGAUGGGUCAGUGGUGAAAUACCAGUUAAGUCUUCCUUUAGAAGCUAUGCUACUGCAAAAUCAGAAAGGAUUAUACCAAUCAAAAAGAAAAAGAGGCUGGAUGAAGUAUGCCUUGAAAGGUAUCAGCAAUAUAGUCGAUCCAUCAUCCAGUCAUGGAUUUUGCAAGGAAAAGUAUAUGUGAAUGGGAAGGUGAUUAAUAAAGCCGGUACUCCUGUUUCUGAUAAAUCUGUAGUGGAGAUAAUAGCUGAAGUUCCCAAAUAUGUAUGUAGAGCUGGUCAUAAGCUGGAAGGUGCCAUUGAACAGCUCGGUAUCGAUGUUGCUGGUAAAGUGGCUCUUGAUUCUGGGCUGUCGACUGGAGGUUUUACUGACUGCUUACUUCAGUAUGGCGCAUCACAUGUUUAUGGGGUUGACGUAGGUUACGGACAGGUAGCAGAGAAAAUCCGAAGAGAUGAACGGGUGUCUAUAAUAGAGCGGACAAAUUUAAGGUAUCUCAAGGAACUCCCACAAAAUGUUGAUUUGGUCACCCUAGACCUUUCAUUCAUCUCUAUUCUUACGGUCAUGCCUGCUGUGGUAAAUGUAAUGAAGGAAGAUGCUGCAUUAGUGACAUUGGUUAAACCGCAAUUUGAAGCUCGAAGAUCUCAAGUGGGAAAGGGAGGGAUAGUGAAAGAUCCUCUAGUCCAUCAAGAGGUUCUUGAAAAGAUUACAAAGGGAGUCGAGAGUUUUGGUUUCUGCAGCAAAGGUUGGAUCGAGUCCCCUCUCAAAGGUGCCGAAGGUAAUACAGAAUUUCUUGUUCACUUCAGCAGAAUCCGUAACAAAGAUUCUAAAAAUCAUGAAGAAACUAAAGAAUCUAAGCUUGAUGAUGCAUUUCUUCAAUCUUCCGAGAAUCAUGAAGAAAUUAAAGAAUCUGAGCUUGAAGAUUCUAAAAAUCAUGAAGAAACUAAAGAAUCUAAGCUUGAUGAUGCAUUUCUUCAAUCUUCUGAGAAUCAUGAAGAAAUUAAAGAAUCUAAGCUUGAUGAUGCAUUUAUUCAAUCUUCCGAGAAGUAGCAGCAGGUGGGAGAGUUGUAUUCAUGUAUACUAAUGAGUCAUUGAAUAGCAGUAAUGGAAUUUUGUAUGAACCAUUAAAACAAAUGAACCAUUAUUAGUGAGAGAAUGGGAUGAGUAAUAUGAAUGUUGGAAUUUGAUUGAACCAUGUCAUCUUGAUUCAAAAGCUGGAUAUUUCUUUGAACUGAUUCUUGCUA
Molecule: messenger RNA, 1379 nt
Organism: Vicia villosa (hairy vetch)
Lineage: Eukaryota; Viridiplantae; Streptophyta; Magnoliopsida; Fabales; Fabaceae
Exons: 9
Coding region: 34-1185 (383 amino acids)
Biological process (GO): methylation
Molecular function (GO): methyltransferase activity; RNA binding
Source: RefSeq, a predicted model, not a curated record